CAGGUUACCAAAUCUGGUUCUUUUGAGUAACAAAAAAGGAGACAAGUUCACCAUCCCCCAUCUGCCUUCCUCACUAGGUAAUUAACCAACACUAUAUAUUUCUUGUUCCAUUCAUCUUUUUUUUUACCCAUUUAAGUUUCUUCAAUUGAUUCCCUCAACACAAGCUCAAUGACUACUAAGACAAAGAGAAUCAUCACCAUUCUUCUAAGGCUUCUAGCCUUGGGAGCAACCAUUGCUGCAAUUGUUGUCAUGGUCACAAGCCAUGAAUCAGCUCAAGUUUUGAACUUGACAUUCACCGCCAAAUAUAGCAAUGACCCUGUAUUUAAGUACUUUGUGGUUGCAGAAGCAAUUGCAGGCGGGUAUAGCCUACUAGUUCUUGUUCUUUCUUCCAAGAGUUUGCUUUGGCGCCUAACAAUCAUCCUGGAUGUGGUUGUAACCGCCCUGCUGACCUCAAGCAUAUCAGCGGCGUUGGCAAUAGCUCAUGUGGGGAAGAAAGGCAAUAGUCAUGCUGGUUGGUUACCUAUUUGUGAGCAAGUUCCGAAGUUUUGUGACCGUGUCACUGGAGCUCUUGUUGCUGGUUUUGCUGCUGCGAUAAUCUACUCGGUGCUUCUUCUUUACAGUCUCCAUGCUGUCCUCAGCCCCAUUUUUGCUGUAAAAAUUUAAUUAAAAGGCUCCCUAAUCCAUAUUAUAUAUGUAGAUUUUGUCCUUCUAAAUGUUCUUUUACGUCCUUUUCCAUCCAAGUGUUCUGGUGUUUAUACUCCAAAUGUACUAAGAUAUGUUAAUGAUCAAAUAUUAGAGCCA
Molecule: messenger RNA, 801 nt
Organism: Pistacia vera
Lineage: Eukaryota; Viridiplantae; Streptophyta; Magnoliopsida; Sapindales; Anacardiaceae
Product: CASP-like protein 1C3
Exons: 3
Coding region: 169-663 (164 amino acids)
Source: RefSeq, a predicted model, not a curated record